AUGGAGUAUUUUUCGACACAUUUCCAUCCCAGAAUCCGUAUUCUUUGCAUAAUUGUAAUCCUACAAUCUUCUACACCAUUGCCCACGAUGGGAAACGAAACUGAUAGACAAGCUUUAUUGGAUUUCAAGAAUGGAAUAAAUCAGGAUCCGUUUCAGAUCAUGACGUCCUGGAAUGAUUCAGUCCAUUAUUGCAACUGGACUGGAAUUACAUGCAAUCCCUUCAAUGGAAGAGUUAGAAUUCUUAACCUGACAUCCUUAAAUUUGGUUGGCUCCUUACCGCCUUCUUUAGGCAAUCUUUCAUUUCUCGAUGGUAUAAACCUGAGAAGGAACAGUUUCCAGGGUGAUAUUCCUCAGGAAAUUGGAAGAUUAUUGAGACUGAAACAUCUCAAUUUAACAUACAAUUCCUUCACUGGAAAUAUUCCUUCUAAUCUCACGCACUGCACAGAACUUACAGUUCUUGCUUUGGAAGCUAAUCAGCUUGUCGGGCAGAUUCCAGACCCGCUGAACUCCCUGUCAAAGCUACAGGCCCUAGGCCUGGGACAUAACUAUCUUACAGGAGGAUUCCCUGCCUGGAUAGGAAAUUUUUCAUCUCUUUCCCGAAUUUCACUUGCUCUUAACAGUUUUCAGGGUAGUAUACCUCAAGAAAUUGGGCGCUUGUCGAGGUUGGAAUUUUUUCAGAUUUAUGGAAAUGAAUUCUCUGGUACAAUUCCUGCGUCCAUUUAUAAUGUAUCAUCUAUCAGUUACUUCUCAGUUACUCAGAAUCGUUUGCACGGGGAACUCCCACCAGAUAUCGGUUUCAACUUUCCAAAUCUUGAAGUAUUUGCUGGUGGCGUAAACAAUUUCACUGGAUUGAUACCUGUCUCGUUAUCAAAUGUUUCCGGGCUUGGUUUGAUUGAUUUUGCUGAAAACAAGUUAACAGGGACAGUGCCAACAGUUCUUGGAAGCUUGACAGGUUUAUACAGAAUUAACUUUGAUGAUAAUAAACUUGGAACCGGAAAAAAAGGCGAUUUAGACUUCCUUAAUUUCUUAACUAAUUGUACAAAUCUUGAAGUUUUGGGAUUGUCUGAAAAUUUCUUCGGUGGAGAAUUACCUGAUUCAGUAGCCAACCUUUCGACUAAACUCGAAAUACUUACAUUAGGGGGCAAUUUAAUGCGUGGAAAUCUUCCUGUUGGUAUAGGGAAUCUUGUUAAUUUGACGCUAUUAGGCCUGGAAGGAAAUUUCUACACAGGAAAUAUCCCUGACGACAUUGGCAAGCUUCAAAACUUAGGGGAAUUGUAUUUCACUGGUAAUGAACUCUCUGGCCUGAUUCCGGCUUCUCUUGGUAACUUGACAUCGUUAACUAGACUUCACUUGGAGAGCAAUAAACUCCAAGGAAACAUACCUUCAGAAAUAGGAAAUUGCAGAAGUUUAAUUGAGCUAAACUUUUCUGAUAAUAAUCUUACUGGAAUUGUACCGAAGGAGGUCAUGAGUCUCUCUUCUCUUUCAAUCGUUUUAAACAUGGCGAAAAACGCAUUGUUUGGUUCAUUACCAACUGAAGUGGGCAGGCUGAUAAAUCUGAAGGAAUUGGAUGUUUCAGAAAACAAAUUAUCAGGCAAUAUACCCAGUAGCCUCAGCAGUUGCCUAAGUUUGGAGCGUUUGGAUAUGCGCAGUAAUCUGCUUCAAGGCCAGAUUCCUGAAACUUUGGAAGCAUUACGAGGCUUGGAGGAGAUAGAUUUAUCGCAUAAUAACUUUUCUGGCAAAAUUCCAAGAUUCUUCUUGAAGUUUUCAACUCUCAGAAAACUAGACCUUUCAUUCAAUAAUUUUGAGGGCGAAGUGUCGAAUGAAGGGAUUUUUCGGAAUUCAAGUGUGAUUUUUGUCGUGGGAAAUGAUAAACUAUGCGGUGGAGCUCCAAACUUUCAUCUGGAAUCAUGCUCGAAAUCCACCACUCACUCAUCAAAAAACCUAGUUGUGAGAGUAAUAAUCCCCGUCACUGUUUGUACAAUAAUCUUCAUUCUGUUUAUAUGUUGUUUUUCUGCUUGGUAUGUAUUGAGGAAGUCGAAAAAGCAGCAACUUGAGGCUUCCUCUUCAGAAAAUCUGCAAUUAUACAAUUCAUACCAAGAAAUAUUUCAGUUGACUGAUGGAUUUUCUGAGGACAACUUAAUUGGUUCAGGUAGUUUUGGUUCAGUAUACAAAGGAGUCCUCUGCGAGAAUGGAGUGAAUGGUGCAAUAGUAGCGGUGAAAGUAUUGAAUCUUCAACAGAAAGGAGCCACCAAAAGUUUCAUGGCUGAAUGUGGAGUUCUCAAAAGCACAAGGCAUCGAAAUCUCCUCAAGAUUAUAAGUGCUUGUUCAAGCGUCGAUCGUCAAGGUAAUGAAUUCAAAUGUCUAGUUUACGAGUUCAUGAUCAAUGGAAACCUGGACGAGUGGCUGCAUCCAACACAUCUUGCGGCAUACCAGACGAGGAGUUUGGGCAUCUGUGAAAGAUUGACAAUAGCCAUAGAUAUUGCUUCUGCUCUAGAUUAUCUGCACACCUAUUACCACACACCAAUAGUUCAUUGCGAUCUAAAGCCAAGCAACAUACUUGUAGACGAAGAUUUGACUGCUCACGUUGGAGACUUUGGAUUGGCAAAGUUUCUCCACAAAGCUUCAGAAAAUCCGGAAAAUCGUGCCAUAUCAUCUGAGUUGAAGGGUUCGAUUGGUUACAUUCCUCCAGAGUAUGGUUCAGGCAGUGAGGUUUCCAGCCUUGGAGAUGUUUACAGUUUUGGAAUAGUUUUACUAGAGUUAUUUGUAGGCAAAAGACCGACUGAUGAUAUCUUCAAAGAUGGUAUGACCAUACACGAAUACGUAGCCAGAGCUUUGCCUCAACAUAUUAUGGAAAUUGUCGAUCCAUCAUUGCUAUUGGCCAAAGAAAAUGACAAGAGAUACGAGAUAGAAACAGCUGAAAGAGAAGAAAGUGCGAUUUUAUACCAAGAUGACUUCCAACUUUUCGCCAGAGGACGAAUCGAAGAACUACUGAUUUCAGCGUUGGAAAUUGGACUUUCUUGUUCAAACUCAUCGCCAAGGGACCGGAUGGCAAUGAAUACUGUUAUGAAUAAACUUCAUUCAAUCAGAGACUCAUUUUUGAAGAUCGAGAAAACAGAAGUAUAA
This is a messenger RNA of Fraxinus pennsylvanica, 3123 nucleotides long. Lineage: Eukaryota; Viridiplantae; Streptophyta; Magnoliopsida; Lamiales; Oleaceae. The record is from the annotation of a GenBank genome assembly.